Vitrella brassicaformis is the source of this 8718-nucleotide messenger RNA. The record is from the annotation of a GenBank genome assembly. NCBI's taxonomy places the organism in Eukaryota, Vitrellaceae.
GUGGGUGUAGGGUGGUGAUUGAGAGGCUCUGAAGUCGCCCUUAUCGCUCCCGACGCUCUGCGAGGGAGUGCCUUCUAUUUCGGUCGUGCCGUUGUGUUGGUGGACUGAGAUAGACGAGGAGGGCUCGGCACCCGCGCAGCGUGACCCCUGCAGCCGUCCACAAGGCCCUACGUAGACAGAGGCGAAGAUCCACCCCCCGCACCUCAUCAGCUGACGAUGCAGCGUGUCAUCUCCCUGACAGCUGGUCACUGAGUGAGUGGUGCUUUUGACUCUUCCCCCCUCUCGUCUAUCGGCCAGCGCUGCGUUGACGUCAUCAUGGAGCCGCGCUGCAUCGGCGAGCGGAUGUUUCGGCCACACCGCGCCCAGCAGCUGGGCGCUCGCAUGGACAACGCUGUUGCAGCGGGUGGUGCUUGUGGUGGUGGUGGUGGAGGUGGAGGUGUUGCUGCCCUGCCGCCGCUGGAUCAUCAUAAUAAUCACCAGGGCGGCAACUGCUGGGACCACCGGGCCCUCUCGGACAGCGCCUGCUCGCCCGACACCCACAGAGGCCACCCAACCUUCACCCCGGGGGCGGCAUCAGCAUCGGACCAGAACGGCUUCGCUCUGCCGUUCUUCCCCGGGGCACCCCUAGACGGCCACGGCCACGCUCAUCAUGGUCAUGGCCGCCAUAAUCACCAGCAGCAGCAGCAGCAGCACACACCAUCGCACCAGUACCAGCACGCACAGCAUGUGCAGCAGCAGCAGCAGCAGCAGCCUCAGCAGCCUCAGCUCCCGACGAUAGUGGUCAAGAGUGAGAGUGAGGUGCCUGACGCUGCCACUGCAACACACCAGCAGCAGCAGCAGCCGCACAAAGGGCAGUGGGAUGGGCUGGUAGAGGGCGGAGGGGAGUCGACGAGUGCCAGUGGGGCGGAGUGGACGCCCACCCCUGGUGCUGAGGGAGAGGGGGAGGGAGAGGGAGCGGGGGAGCGUGAGGGUGUCCAGGGGAAUGUUGGCGAGUCUGAGGUGGAGAAGGUGGAGAUCACACGGCCUGCAGACCUGCCACGAGACUGCAGUAAGCCAAGCCACAGAGAGACGAUGAAGUGAAGCGCCGUUCCGAAGUCCAUUCUUCAUUCGCCAUUUGUGUGUGUGUCUGUUGGUCUUGCCUUGCAGGUCUGCAUGUCCGAGCGCGUGAAGACUCCGACUUCCCCUUUGAGCUGGUGCUAGAGUACCCCCUGCCCGAGGGCGUUCCCCACAUCCCCAUCGCCGCCCCCCUCGAGCCACUGCCACCCAAUCGCACCUCGUGGGAGCCAGGGUACAUCCAGAUCGUCGCGGAGACCCUGUUCGUGCAGCUGCGGCAGGCCGUCCCCGCCGCAGUGGCACCCCACCGAGUGCAUGUCAAGACGGAGCCGACGGACGAUGGGAUGGGGGACGGGGGUAUGGUGGAUGAGGACCUGCAUGCGGGGUCCAACAACACCGACGAGGAGCCGGCACUGGCGGCGGCACCGCUGUCCCCUCAGCUGCCGAUGCCUGGCCACGGUGGCCACGGUGGGCACGGUCAGGCCCACGUCCAUGGCAAUGGUAACGCCCCCGCACGGACUGCGUCGGGGUCGUACGAUGGCGCUUUCGACCAUCACCGCCACCAUCAGGACAGGGAGGCGCCCCCUGCUGCUGCAGGUGGGGGUGCUGGGGGUGGUGGUAGUGAUGGUGCAGGUCCGCCAGUGGAGCCGGGUGUGUAUUGGGGCCGGUAUCUGCGAGGGCCGCCGAUGCCCGUGCGUGUGGUGGACCUGCGGUAUGCGACGGUGGGUUUGGGUGGUGAGUAUGGCGAUUGUAUGCCAGAGGUUUUGCCGAGCCAGGAUGCCGUCAGGAGAGGCCGAUGCGUCUACUGCUACAUUAGCGAAGACUAGUAAGCCACCGGACAGACAGACAGACGGACAAGCAAGAACAAAACCCACCACUGUGUGUGUCUCCGCAGCUACAAGCCCUUCGUCUUCACCUUUGAGAGCUUCAUAGAGCAUUACGCCGAGCACCAGCGGACAUUCCUCCACGAAGCCUCCUUCCCCCCCGAUGUCUUUGUCGAGGCCGCGCCGUCGCGCAUGGCGUGUCUGCAGGAGGCCCUGAGGCACUUCUGGCGCGGCGGGCAGGGGGCCUGCCUCAAGUGCGGCCAGGCGGAGAUGGUGAAGGGGCUCAGGGGGGAGGCCUUCUGCGGAAUGUGCGAUGGGUAACUUACUAAGGAGGAAGGAAUGGCAUACACAGAGCGUUCGUGGCAUGGAGGGGUGGUGGGGCAGGAGAGAUGUUUCGUUGUUGCGCUUUUGUUGCCUCCCUUCAUCAGGGAGGCCCCCAACGACAGCAUAGACGCCGCCCCACACCCACACUCUCACCCCCAGCCGCCUUCCAUGCUCAUGCGGCAGCCCCCGCGGCGCAGGUCCCGCCCCACCCACAACGCGCCCCAUCUCCCUUCACCACCCAACGCCCACACGCCCGGCAGCGGGAUCGCCAAGCGCAUCGGCACCUCCAAGCGAGGGCGGGAUGUCGGCGGCGAGGAUGGCGCGGGCAGCGGUCUGCAGAUCUUGGCGUGGCGGCCCUGGAGCGAGAGCGAGAUGGAGUACUAUGUCAAGAGAGAGGACGAGUGCUACCGGUGAGGCCGACCAUGAGAGGAACGAACAGAGAGAGGGAGAAGAGAGGAGAGAAAUGCAUUCAUUGUGUCAAUCGAUCAUUUGUGUGGUCUGUGUGUGGUGUGGUGUGGUGUAGGGAUGUGCGCUGGUGUCGUGAGAGCUGGCUGUGCCACCACCCCGGCGCCCACGACCAGAUCGCCGCCUUCCGUCGCAAGAUGGAGAGCAUGGCCAUGCACACACACUCCCAGAACACAUUCGGACCCACAGGUAAGGAAUCCUUCCCCCUCUCCCCCUCCCCUCCAGGGCCCCUCCAUCCAUCCAUCCAUCUGUCUGUCUGUCUGUCUUUGUCUGUCUGUCUCUGCAGCCAAGACGGAGGCCACAUUCACUCUGUACAAGCGUGUGGAUCGUGUCCUUGCCAGCCGGCAGGUGGGCAGCUGUUUCGGCCACCACCAGCACCACCACCAGCACCAGCAGCACCAGGGGCAGAACGUGCAGUACCUGGUCAAGUGGCGCCACCUGCCCUACUCCGAAUGCACGUGGCAUCACGCCGCGUCGCUCAACCAUCCUGACGACCAAGCCGCCAUCUCACGGUGGGUGAACAAUCCUUGAAAUCCUCCCCCCCUCUCUCUCUCUCGGUUCACAUCCGUCCCCCUCCCUCCCCAUGUGUAUGUGUGUUGGCAGGCACGAGCACUUCAACUCUCGUCGUUCGGUGUGGUCGUUCCACGAGUUUGCGCAGGAGGUGGUGGGCGAGGACCGGUGGCAGGAGACGUGGCUGGCCGUCAAGGCCAAGUCCGAGCAGCACGCGCCCCUCUCACUCGUGCGCAGCCCAGAGCAGGCCGACAACUGCCCGCUGUGGCUGGAGGCCACGGCGCAGAAACUCUUCCGCGACGGCACGUACUUCCCUGCCAUGGUAACUCUCACAGAUACACACACGUAUACGCACAGAGAGAAAGAAAGAAAGAAAGAAAGAAAGAGAGAUGGGUGGGAGGAGAGGGACGAGGGUGGGAUGUCCGUCGUGUGUUUUCCUGCAGUUUGACCCCUCUGUGGGCGAUUUCCACGCUGCGAUUCGGGAGGACGGCUUAACGCAUGGCAUCGUCGAGUACGACCGGCUGCACCGCCACCAGGUGGAGGGACUCCGGUCGAUGCUGCACCAGGCCACCCAGCACAAAGGCACACUCGUGCAGUUCGACCAGCCCGGGAUGGGCCGCAAAGCUAUGGUCAGUGAGCAGGGGAGUGGUCGAGGGCGAGGGAGAGAGAGACAAGGCGCAUCGUGGUGUGUGUAUGUCUGGACCGCCCUCCCUCCCUCCCUCCCUCUCUGCGUGUGUGUUGUGUGUGUGUCUCGGUGUAGGUGGUUGUGACGAUGGAGCAUCUUCUGGAGCAUCGGCGCCGCAGCGACGGGCGUGCUGCACAUGGGCUGGUGGUGGCCCCGCACACCUCCCUCGACGGAUGGUGCCGCGAGUUCCAGAAAUGGACGCCACACCUUAACGCCGUCACAUUUGCCGGUAGAUAAACACACCACCACACACCUUUCCCACAGCCCAAUUCCCCUCCCACACGCACUCUCCCUCUCCCUCUGUGUCUGUGGGGGUGUCCAUAGGCACAUCGGCUGACCUGUCGGCGAUCGCCAGGUACGAGCUGCAGUGGACGCACCCCUUCCUUGGCCCCUCCAAACGCGCCAGGACGUCCCAUGCCCGGGCCGGCCUGGAGGGUCUGCAGAAGGCGGUCAAGGCUGACGUGGUGGUGUGUUCCCCGGAGAGUCUGGACAGCGACGAGUUUGCGAUGCACCUGGGGGGCGGCAGGGUGGACUUCGCCGUGUGUGUGGUCGAUGGACAUGGGGCAUGGAAGGUAGACAUGGAGAGAGAGACGUAUAUGCUAUGGAGAGAGACAGAGAGUCUGCAAUGAGAAUGUGUGUGUGGGGUUUCUGUCUGUCUGUCUGUCUGUCUGCAGGAGGGUGAGCGACUGGACGUCCUGUGUCGGCCGCUCCAGCAGGUCGUCCCGACGGCAAGCAGCACCAACAUCCUCAUCGCCCACCCCCAACACGACCCCCUCAACACCAUCACCACCGCCACGCCUGAGGAGGUCUUCGCGACACUCGCCUUCAUCGACCCCCACACAUACACCUACCAGAGCAACCACAGCAGCAGCGGCAGCACCGGCUGGAGCGGCCCGGGGGGGCAGCCGCUGCUGGACCCCCACACACAUGAGGGGUUCAUGCAGCAGUAUGGCGAGUUCCACCAGUAUCCGUAAGCAGCUGAGCACUGAGGACGGAUGGAUGAAUGGAUGGAUGGAUGGAUGGCGCGUGUGUGCGUGCGUGUCUGAAGGGACUUAGCGAGCCGCGUGCAGGAGGCCUUGCUGUCCUACGCGUUCAAACGGUCGGUACCCUCACAAUCCCACACAAUCGGUGCUUCAUGUGUGUGUGUGUGUGUGUGUGUGCCUGUGUGGGUGAUGUGGUGUGUGGCAGUGAGCUGUCGCGUGUUUCGCGCCACCUGCCGGCCCAGCGUGUGCACGAAAUGGUGGUGCCCAUGACCGUGGCACAGAAGAGGGCCUACGCAGCAGUCUACCAGAUGUAUGCAGCACACAUACAGCACACGCAGCACUUACCAAGGGGCGCGCAAGAGGAGCUAGCUCUUCUCCGUGCUUCGUGUGCAGGUAUGGCCAUGAGUCGACUCAGCCCAACUGGCAGAACCAUCUCGCCACCAAGGUGAAGUGUGUCAGCAAGGCCAGAGCAGCAACACACGGCGGGAGCUUUAUCCCACUCUCUCUCUCUGUGUGUGUGUGUGUGUGUAUGGGCAGCUGCGCGAGUGCUGCAACCACCCGCUGCAGAUGGGCAUCGAGAGCAUCAGCUCGGCCAUGAGACAGGGCGACAUCCACCCCUCACUCAGACGCAGAGGUCACACACACACACACACACACACACGACACGCGACCGGCCACAAUCUGUGUGUGGUGUGUGGUGCUUUCCUGACUGCAGCUGGCGAGUCCGAGGAGUCUCAGGAGGGCCGAGUGCUGCUGGAGACCUCCGGCAAGCUUGCCUUCCUCGGCAGGCUGCUGCCCGCGCUCAAACUGCAGAAGCGCAAAGUCAUCCUCCUGUCGCAAUUUGCCGAGGUCAGCCUGUCUGUCUGUCCUACUCAACGGCUGCACGGUGUGUGUGGAGUGUGGCGUGGUGUGGUGUGUGCAGACCUUGUCGCUACUCGAGGGUGGUGUGCUCAGCCCCAAAGGCUUUUACUGGGAGCGCCUUGACGUGCUCAUGGCACCAGAGGAGCGGCAGAUGGCCAUAAACCGGUGUGUCAGUGGGGAGCAUGGCAGCACAGACAGACAGAGAGAGAGAGAGAGAGAGAGGGAGGGGAGGGGCGUGUGGGCAUCCAUCCAUCCAUCCUCCAUCCAUCCAUCCAUGUGUGUGCGUGAUUGUUGUCCGAAAGGUUCAACGAGACUGACGAGACCUUCCUGCUGCUGUCGACCUUCGAAGCGGGUGCACACGGGGUGGACAUCACCCCCGCCACGACCAUCAUACAUAUGGACCCCCCUGACUCCAUCAUCGGCCGCCCAUGCGUACGCAGCACAGCACAAUGGCUGGCCAUUUCCCCUUCACUGCAUCCAUGUCAUGUGUGUGUUGUUGUGUUCGCUCAUCGUCCAUGUCAUUAGGUGGGUGUCCGGUGUGAGUGCGUGGCGCAGACCCGCGAAGUUACCGUGUACCAGCUGGUGGCAAAGGGCAGCUACGAGGCCAAGAUGCUGCGCAUCGCCGCCAACGCCGCCAGGGAGGGGCACGAGAUGCUCCUGGCAGGGGACAUCCGCCAGAUGGUCAACGAGGGCAUCCUCGUCGCCCUCACAGGUACCCUUUCCCCCGCCCCUCUCUCUCUCUCUGCGUGUUGUGUGUGCUUGAUGUGGUGUGGUGUGGUGUGAUGUGGUCUGUGUGCAGAUGACCAGACGAUAGAGCGGGAGGACAGGGCGUUCGGGCGGGCCUCUGUGCAGACCAUUCUCCAGGGGCGUUUCGGCCAGCAGCAGACGGACGGCAGCAACGAAGACGACUCAUGCUGGGAGCUGGGUGCGCAGGGAGAGAGGGAGGGUGUGUUGUUGGUCGGCAGGUCAUGCCGUCUGUCUGUGUGUCUGUCUGUGUCUGCACCUCCAGGCAAUAGUCGUGACCCAGCCUUUCUGCCGCGCGCCACUCUGGCGCUGGAGCAGUUCAACCCAUCCCUCUCCAUCAGCAGAUGUGUGCCGUCCUUCAGGUAGCCCCCACACACCGCUCACUGCCCUCACACACAGGCCAUUCAUUCAUCACCUCUCUUUCUGCCGUCCUCUGGCUCUCUCUCCACACACAGCCGCGAGGAGCGUCGCAGUCACGUGCCCGGCCUGCUGCCCCCUCCCCCUCCCCACUCCCACACACCCCACUACCCCUACACAGCCCCGCCACCACCAGCCCCCCACGCCCCUCUCACCCACACACCUCCCCCUGGGCGCAACUGCCCCCAAGGCGGCCGCAAUCGUCGCUCUCGCCGCCAGCAGCAUUUGGUCACCGUCAAGACCGAAGUCGGCCUGACAGAGCCGAGUGAGGCACCUGCGGCCGCACCUGCUGGACCUCCUGCCGCUACUCCUGCUGCGGGUCCGUCUGUGGGUCCGUCUGCACAGCAGCAGCAGUAUCAGUACGGUGAGGUGUGGGAGGAGGUGGACGGGGUGCUCAUGCCCAGGUUGGGGCUGGUGCCCGCUGACCCAGAGCCACUCGUGGUCGACGACGAUGAGCCACAGCACCACCAAGAGCACCAUGAAAACAUGCAGCCGCCGCCGCAGCAGCAGCAGCAGUAUCAGCAGCAACAUCAGCAUGAGAUGCAGCAGCAGGUGCCAUGUGAGGAGAUGAACGUGAUGUCGGUCAAGCAGGAGGGGGCCGGAUGAGAGCACUGAUGUGGGUUUUCUGAAGCGUGGUGGUGCACGUGACGUGUAUCUGUAGACGCCCCAGACAGAUGCCGGUCGGUCUGGUCUGGCGGCGGUUUUGCAAUUAAAGGGGAGGGAGGGGCCAGGGAAGGGGGGAGGGGGAGGGGCGAGGUGUGCGAGCCGACACUGUGUGUGUGUGUCUGGUGGGUCGGUUGGUGCAUGCUGUCUGACAGGUUUAUAUCCACGAUAUUGGUUGCUUCGUUUUUCUUUGGCCGCUUGUCUGUCUGUCUGUCUGGCCGAUCGGAUUGGUCCUCCGGCGGUAUGCGUAUUCUGCAUACACACAACACAACACAACACAACACACACCCGGCGAUGUGGUGCUGGGCUGCCUGGCUGGCUGGCGCGCAUUUUUGCUGUCUGCGGAUAUAUAUCACUUCUAACUUUUUGGUGCUUUCUGUUAGUUGACGUGUGAAGGGUUAUCCAGACAGACAGGCAGGCAGGCAGAGGACAGACAGCCCACACAGCUCACAGCUCGAUGGAUGAUGCUGCUGCUUGUCGGGUCCUCACAUGCAAUUGGUGCCUGCCUUGCCUCGUGGCUUUGAACACGCGUGUGUGUGCGUGUGCGUGUCUGUCUGUCUGUCGGUCUGUGAGAGACGGUCUUCGCUUCGCCCUUCAUGCCAUCCAUCCAUCCAUCCAUCAUGUUUCUCGCCUGAAGCUCCAUGACUCGCCAUCCCAUCCGCCAUAUGAUCCAUGCCACGUGUGCUUUAUCUUCCUGUCUGUCUGCCUAGCUGUGGGUCCGCACACACGUCGGUGUGGACCUGCCGCACGCACGUGUGUGCCUCCUUUCGGGCGGGGAGCUGUAUACAAGAGAGAGGAGAGUGAGAGAGAGGCUCCCAUGGUGCUCCUGCACCUCGACUUUGCUGUCUGCCUCUGUCUCCCCCGUGUGUGUCUCCUUUUCCUCCGAUUGUUUGUCAGUCACUUAUCGUAAUUAACUCUCAUGAAAGAAGGUGGUCGCAGCGCUGAUUCGGUGGAGUGCGUGGCAUGGGCCGGGUGGACUGCGUGCGGUCACGAUCGAUGAUAUGAUGAGUGUGUGAAGUGAACUUGUGCGUGUGGCAGUUACAUUACGUGACAUGGAUGGGACGCGAUGCGUGUGCGCUCUCUGGUGGCUGCACUGCACAGAUAUCAGCUGUAAAGGUAGGGAGUGAGUGCAUUCGUUCGGUGUGGUGUGCGAUCGGACGUCGUUCAAAGCCUAAAACAUACACAAGCA